UGGGCAGCCGCUUCACUUUCUGCCGUCCAUGUUUCUGCCUCUCUUUAUAAUGGUUGAGGUUUGAAAGGGGUGUGGCUUUGAGGGAGGCGUGGUUUGUGGUGUCUGAAAAAUAAAAUGGCGGACGUUGAUGGGCUGGGCCUCUUUUUGUGAUUUUAAAAAGAAAAACAUAUGACUCGGUUUUGAAUGUUCCUUCUGUGUCGCGUAGGAAACAACCGUGAUCGGAACACAAUGGAUUUUAUUCCACACAACGGAUAAAAGAACCGAAGCUUUUAAUUUUAGGUGCGUGUUGAGGCGGAGGGAUCAACUCUGAAUGUACCUUUUAUCCCGAAUUUGCCCAUUUAUUUCUAUCAGGAAGACAGGGUCCCUCCCUGAUCUGUUCAGGUGUGGCCCCCUGCCCUGACCGCCUAGCUCCAGGUCACGGGGCCACCUGUCUCCGGGGCCCAUGGACUUAUCACCAGCCGCGGGCUUCAAGAAGAGGCCCUCGGCCCCUUCUCCAAAUGGGCACAUGGACGUGGCAAAGAGCCCCCCUCCCUACUCCCCCACCUCCAGCCCCUCGUCCCCCUCCUCCUCGCCCUCCUCCCCCUCGUCGGUGUCCUCCUGUCCCAGCGCCACGGCGACGGGCUGUCCCGACGACGUGAAGGACCCCCCGGACGGCGGCGGCGGCGGUGGCAGGGCCAGGCUGUCCGGGGACACGGUGUCGUCCACCUCGGCCUCGGUGCCGUCCCUCUCCAGCUCCGCCUUCUCAUCCUCGGACCGCCCCGGCCCCGGGCGCCGACCGGCCGCCGACCGGCCCCUGGAGCGGGGCUGCAGGGAGAUAUACGACCCCUUCCACCCGACGGACGGGGAGCUGGACGGGAGGGCCAUGGAGGAGGACGAGGACGACGAGGACGAUGACGACGAAGGGGACAAAUACGACCCCUUUGACCCCACGGGCUCGCCGGCGUCGGACGGCGAGGAGGGGCCCGGCGCCGAGGAGCGGGGCGGGAAGAAGGGCGGCGGCGGAGCGGGAAAGAAGCUGAAGAAGGAGCCGCCCCCGGACUCCACCGCCCUCCUCCUCCCCCGGCCCCUCAUCAAGCUCUCGCUGCGGCGGCGGCUGGACCGGCCCCCCAACGCCAGCCAGCGCGAGCGCGGCUGCGACCUCUCGGACCACUCGGAGAUCGAGGAGGGGGAGAUCGUCCCCUCGGUCAACGAGGCGGGCGGCGGCGGCGCCCAGCGGGCCGCCAUGAUGCCGCCGCUGCCCUCGGACGGGCCGUUCUCCGUGGGCACCAAGCCGGAGCGCGUCCUGCGGCUGCUGGACAGCGACGGCUUCGUGUCGGUGCGCACGGAGAGCGCCUGGCCGGCGGACGGCUCGCUGCAGGACGACGCCGUGGUGGUGGGUGCCGGCGACCUGCGGCGGAAGCUGGUGAGCCGGCGCAAGGAGCGCUUCCGCAACGGGCCCGCCGCCCCCGCCUCCUCCUCCUCCCUGUCGCCUCAGCCGGUGCCGGCGCCGCCCCCGCCGCCCCCCUCGCUGCCCCCCUCCUCCCCCCCGGGGUCGCCCAGCCCCCUGCUCAUCGCCCUGCCCGCCGCCGCCCCGCGGGGCAGCAAGAGCCGCAAGUCGUCCAAGAGCUCCAAGGACCGCGACCGACGGAGACGCAAGGAGGGCAAGGGAGGGGGCGACAAGGAGGAGAAGAGGAAGAAGAGCGCGGCGGCGGCGGCGGCGGCGGCGGCGGCGACGACGAUGAAGGAGAAGGCCAAGGAGAAGGCCAAGGGGGAGGGGAGUCGGGACAAGAGCCGGGAGCGGGAGCGCAGGGCUGCGGACAGGAGGGGGCGGGGGCCCGAGGAGGCCGGCGGCCGGCCUCGGAGCAGCAGCAGCAACAGCCGCAAGAGGAAGAAGAGGAGGCACAGCAGCCCCGAGACGUCGCGCUCGCACAACUCGUCGGGGCGUGGCGCCCACAGCCGGCGCUCGCUCUCCAGCCCCGACGAGGAGCGACCGAGGGAGAGGGACCGCGACCACGACCGGGACCACGACCGGGACAGGGACCACGACCGGGACAGGGACAGGGACCACGACCGGGACAGGGACCACGACCGGGACAGGGACCACGACCGGGACAGGGACCACGACCGGGACAGGGACAGGGAGCGGGAGAGGGACCGGGAACGAGACCGAGACAAGGAGAGGGACAGAGACCGAGGGCGGAGCGGGGACCGCGGCCGCCGCCGGGACCUGGACCGGGAACGGGAGCGGGACGGCAAGGAGCGCUCCAGCAGCAGAGAGCGCUCCGGCACCAAGAAGUCCAAACACGGGCGUGAGGGGCGUCGGCGAGUGGAGGAGGUGGUGGAGGAGGAGGAGGAGGUGGAGCGCGACGGGCGGCCGUGGGAGCGGCGGCGGCGGCGCGACGGGCGCCCGGUGGUGCCGCCGUCCAUCCAGGACCUCAACGGCGCCGACCUCUUCGCCAUCAAGCGCACCAUCACGGUCACCACCACCGUCCCGGGCUCGCCGCCCGAGCCCGAGCCUGCCUCGCCCCCCAGCCCCGCCCCCGCCCGCGGCUCAGACCGCUCGCUGAAGAGGAAGAAGAAGAGGAAGCGGCGGCAGGCGGAGGAGGCGGCGGAGGGGGGCGGGGCCUACCGCAGCCGCUCGCGCUCGCCGCCGCGCUACCACAGCUACGACUCGGACCACUACUCGGACAAGCUGGAGAUCGACCUGCGGUCGCUGGACGGCGAGGCGCUGGACUCGGACUACCCCUCUCUGGAGGACACGCCCCCCGCCGCCCUGCCCCCCGAGCCGCAGCUGCUGCGCUCCCCCAAGGCCAAGGCCGCCGCCCCCAAGGCCGGGCGCCACCACCCCAAGAAGAAGUCCCACGACGCCAAGUCGCGGGACGUCCUGGCCGAGUCGUCGGCCUCCUCCUCUUCUGCGGCGCGCACCAAGAGCAAAGGCCCCUCCCCGGCCCCCCCGGGCCCCGCCGACCCCCCCGCCCCCCCGGCCCCCAAGCGGGGCCGCAAGGCGGGCAAGGACAAGGAGCGGGACAAGGCGGGCCGCAAGGACUCGGCCCGCUCGGGGGGCAAGGCGCUGAAGAAGGAGGGCGGGGGGGGGGGCCGCAAGGGCAAGCUGCAGUCCAAGGUGUCGGUGAUGGUGAGGGAGGGGGUCAGCAGCACCACGGGGGCCCCCAGCAGCUCCGGGAAGCUGGGCAUGGACCUGGGUCCACGGGGGGGGGGGGGGGGGGGCCCCGUGGUGGGCGGCUCCAUCGCGGUGGUGUUCCGCCGGGACAACGAGAGCCGGUCUCCGUUCCUGAAGCCCUGCUCGGAGCCCCUCUCGCUGGCCGGCCGCGGCAAGGAGCCGGGCAAGAGGGGCAAGCGCAGCGCGCUGGCGGCCCCGCCCACCGCCCCCGCCGCCGCCAGGGCCAAGAAGGCCACGCCCAGCUCCACCACCUCCACCUCCUCCUCCGCCUCCUCGCCCUCCUCCACGCUCGCCACCAAGCGCCGCCGCCGCGCCGCCAAGAAGCCCAAGGACCAGGGCGGGGCCGGCGGGGGGGCGGGGCCCCUAGGGGGCGGGGCCGCUGGGGGCCCCGAGGGCCGCGCCGAGGACUGGGGCGGAGCCCGCGCCGAGAGCCCGCCGGCCGCCGGGGCCGCCGGCACGCGGCUCAGCCCCCACCCGGCCCCCGCCGGCCCCGUGCCCAGCUCCUCCUCCUCCUCCUCGUCUUCGUCCUCGGCCGGCGGGGGGGCGGCGCCCGUCUCCGGCGCCUCCCCCCCGCCCCGCACGCCGCCGCCGCCCGUCUCCGCGGCGCCGGCGGCCCGGGACGCCCGGGAGUCGUCCCCCGACUCGCAGACGGUGGACAGCAGCUGCAAGACCCCCGAGCCCUCCUUCCUGGCGGAGGACGGCCCCGCCCCUCCGGCCACGCCCACCCCGGCCCCCUGCAGCCCGCUGGGCCCCGCCCCCUCGCAGGCCGCCGGCGCCGCCCCGGGCCCCUCGGGCCAGGACGACGCCCCCAAGGCCCUGGCCUCGCCCCCCUGCUCCUCCUCGUCCUCGUCGGCCUCGGCGGCGGGGGGCGCCGGCGGCCUCUCGCUGCCGCCAGCCUCCUCGGACCACAACUCCUCCUCCUCGUCCGUGUCGUCCUCCUCGGCCAGCAAGCCCCCGCCGCCGCCGCCGCCGCCCCCCACCGCCGCCGCCGCCGCCGCCGUGCCCCUGCCCUGGAGCCUGCCCUCGGGCGUGGACUGCACCGCCGGAGGGGUGCUGGCCUUGACGGCUCUGCUCUUCAAAAUGGAGGAGGCGAAUAUCGCCAGCCGAGCGAAGGCGCAGGAGUUCAUCCACGCCACGAGCCAGAUCCUCUCUCAGGCCAAUCAGAGCCAGUCCCAGCAGCAUGCCCCGCCCUCCUCGGCCUCGUCCUCCUCCUCCUCCUCCCUGAACCCUCCCCCCUCCUCGCUGCCCUCGGGCCCCGCCCCCGCCCAGUUCCUCCUCACCAAGGUGCCCCCCGCCCACCUCCACGCCGGCCUCUCCCUGGGGGGCGGCUGCGCCCAGACCCCGCCCCUGCCCGCCGGGCUGUCGGGGAUGGGGGGGGACUCCGGGGACAUGGGAUGGGACAGUGAGAGCAAAGACCCGGACAAGUACCUGAAGAAGCUCCACACGCAGGAGCGCGCCGUGGAGGAGGUGAAGCUGGCCAUCAAGCCGUACUACCAGCGCAAGGACAUCAACAAGGACGAGUACAAGGACAUCCUGAGGAAGGCCGUGCACAAGAUCUGCCACAGCCGGACGGGCGAGAUCAACCCGGUGAAGGUCAGCACCCUGGUCAAGCUCUACGUGCAGCGCUACAAGUACUUCCGGAAGCACGGGCGCAACAUGGACGACGAGGACCGAGCCGAUCAAAAAGAGGGUCACCUGGGAUCUACCCCUGCUGGUCUUAUCGUCUGCGGCGGGGAACAAAGCUCCUCUUCAGAAGGGGAAGACCCCCGUCCAACCAGACAGCACCAGGACCCAGCUGAGACCCCCCCGCCUUGCUGGUGACCUGGAGCCAAUCAAAGGGAAGGACCCUCUGCCCCCGCCGGCCUUAAAGUCUGCGGCGGUGAAA
Molecule: messenger RNA, 5042 nt
Organism: Gadus chalcogrammus (walleye pollock)
Lineage: Eukaryota; Metazoa; Chordata; Actinopteri; Gadiformes; Gadidae
Gene: scaf1
Product: SR-related CTD-associated factor 1
Molecular function (GO): RNA polymerase II C-terminal domain binding
Source: RefSeq, a predicted model, not a curated record